UACAAAAUGGCUACCAUCGCAUGUCAACACUUGACAAAUUUUGGAUUCAACUUCAUCAAAACCAACAUUUUAAAUCGUUUUCUUAAAUUAAAUUUUUAAAACUAUUCAUUUGAUGCCAACAUGAAUUUUUCGGAGCUAUUUAGACAGUCGGGACAGCUUUGUAUUUUUUCUCCGGAUGGAAAAUUUUUGGCUAGUGCUGUGGAUUAUAGGCUUGUAAUAAGAGAUGUUGAAACUCUUCAAAUUCAGCACCUGUUUUCCUGCCUUGAUGAAAUACAAUCAAUACAGUGGUCAGGAGAUUCACAGUUUAUACUCUGUGGAAUGUUUAAAAGAGGAAUGGUUCAGGUUUGGUCACUUGAGGUACCAGAUUGGCAUUGUAAAAUAGAUGAAGGCUCAGCUGGCCUUUGUUCUGUCGUGUGGGGUCCAGACAGUCGGCAUAUUUUAACCACUGCAGAUUUUCAUUUACGGGUAACAGUCUGGUCUUUGGUUACAAAAUCAGUGUCAUACAUCCGCUAUCCCAAACAAUGUUCUAAAGGUCUAGACUUCAGCAGAGGUGGCAAAUAUAUGGCCCUAGCUGAACGCAGGGAUUGUAAAGACCAUAUCAGUAUAUUCUCAUGCCAGUCAUGGUCACUUAUUAGGCACUUUGAAAGUGAAACAGACGACCUUGCUGGGUUGGAAUGGUCACCAGAUGCCAGGGUAUUGUGUGUGUGGGAUUCUUGCCUUACGUAUAAGGUGCUCUUAUAUUCAUUGGAUGGUCGGUGCCUUUCACGCUUCAGUGCUUACGACCUUGCCCUUGGGGUCAAGACGCUAUCCUGGUCACCGUCUAGCCAGUUUCUGGCUGUGGGUAGCUAUGAUGAAAAGAUCCGGCUGUUGAACCACAUCACGUGGAAAACUGUGGCCACCCUCUCCCACCCUGAGAUCAUCGACGGCAAAAACAUAGUAGUUUAUAAAGAGUCAGAGACAAGGACGCCAAGUGCACCUGAUGACCUGAGUAGAAGUACAACAGCAGCCUUGUUUACACCACAGAGUAAAUAUGAGGUGGCUGCCUGCCCAGUGCAAGUACCAGUGACCAAACCUGCCCCUAAUAAAGCCAAUCCAAAAAUUGGCAUUGGUAGCUUGGCCUUUAGCCAUGACAACAAGUACAUGUUUAGUAGGAAUGAUAAUAUGCCAUGUGUGCUGUGGAUCUGGGAUGUGAGACGACUAGGCCUGUGUGCUGUUCUAAUCCAGGCUAACCCUAUCAAGUCUGUGAGCUGGGAUCCGAGCCGUCCCCGACUAGCCCUCAGCACAGCAAACAACAAACUCUUCAUGUGGUCGUCUAAUGGAAGUCUUUCUGUUGAAAUCCCUGUGGAAGGUACUUUCAUGAUUCACCAUCUGCUGUGGCACCCAGAAGGGGAUUCAAUCCUCCUGAUUGGGAAGGAGCAAAUGUGUGUUUGUUUUUUGGCACCAACUGAAGUGAAUGUCUCCGCAGUCCACAACACAAGUACUAUCAACAACACGGAGGAAAAGUCUUACAAUAGCAACAAGAAUGAUAAAAAUAGCAUAACAGUAGAAUACUUAAAGUCCAGUCAUGAUUCUAAUAACAAUGAAUGAGCACAAGAUUAACUAAGAUGUUAUCCAUUGUGUAUUUUUUUUUUAUUAUGCAUUUGUGACAAUAGGGAGAAAUAGUAUUUUUCCCUUUCUAAAAUUAAGUGAAUACAUAAUUCAUUAUCUUCACCAUUCCAUUUUACUUAAGCUAUGGUAAAUGUUAACUAUACAAGCAAUAUAUGCAUUUAUUUAUUUCAGUCUAUAACUAUAAUUCAGUGAAAAUAUGAUUUUCUAUUACAAGAACAAUUAACUUUUAUUUAACUAUGCAAGGAAAUGUUUUAUAAGAUUGCUUCCUCACUACAUGCUGUUAUUUAGUUUGAUGCUUUGAAAACAUUUUUUUAAAUAUAUUUUCUUCUCUUGCAACUUUAAUCUAACCAAAUGUGCCGAUGAUAGCUGCAUAUAUUUUUCAAUUUUGUAAAUAUACAAUUAAAUUUUAAGUUUGUAUGAAAUUUAUAUUUAGUUUUUCAUAAUGUUCAUAUUGAAUGUAGAUUACAGAUUUAUUUU
Physella acuta is the source of this 2085-nucleotide messenger RNA. RefSeq names its product WD repeat-containing protein WRAP73. The record is from RefSeq and is a predicted model, not a curated record. Gene Ontology annotation, biological process: microtubule anchoring at mitotic spindle pole body. Gene Ontology annotation, molecular function: protein binding. Gene Ontology annotation, cellular component: microtubule organizing center; MWP complex. NCBI's taxonomy places the organism in Eukaryota, Metazoa, Mollusca, Gastropoda, Physidae.